Gallus gallus (chicken) is the source of this 3926-nucleotide messenger RNA. Its product is annotated as free fatty acid receptor 2-like. The record is from RefSeq and is a predicted model, not a curated record. Lineage: Eukaryota; Metazoa; Chordata; Aves; Galliformes; Phasianidae. Gene Ontology annotation, cellular component: plasma membrane. Gene Ontology annotation, biological process: G protein-coupled receptor signaling pathway; cellular response to fatty acid. The transcript has a single exon. Gene Ontology annotation, molecular function: G protein-coupled receptor activity. Bases 891 to 2180 code for a protein of 429 amino acids.
GGAGGGUGUAAGAAGGGUAUGAGGUUUUGUUGAGUUAUGGGGUGUGGAAAGUUAUGGGAAAGCUGUGGGGUUUGGGGGCGGUUAUGGUGUUUUGGAUGGGGAGGCUCAGUGCCCUGCCCCCUCUCUGCCCCCAUCUCUGAGCAGGAAACGCAGAAAUUAAUCAAAUUAAAAACAAAUGAGGGCAGCACUGCCCAAUGGGUGUGGAGGAAGCCGAGGGGCCUCACCCCAUAAACCUAUGGCUCCACAUCAUGUCCUGUAACCACAUCACCCCAUGUUCCCGCCCCACAGCCCCAUGAUUCCAUAUUCCACCCCAUGGCUCUGUGCCCCAAAGUCCCGCAGCCUUUCCUCCCUCCAUCCUCAUCCUUAUCACUUUGGAAGCGGUACGAGGUCAUAUCCUGCACCGUGAUCCCAUAUCAUACCCCAUAACCUCAAAUCUCGCCCCAUGUCCUGUCCCAUAGAUCCGUAUCCUGCUCCAUAGAUUUAUGUCCCACAGCUCUGGAGCCUUCCUCCUGCCAUACUCAUCCUCAUAUCUUUGGGAGUACUAGGACUACAUAUACCUUCCCACAACCCCAUAUCACACGCCAUAGGCCCAUAUCUCACCCCACUGCCCCAUAUCCUGCCCCAUAUCUCGACAUCCAAUCUCAUAUCUUCAUUUUCUGUCCCAUAGCCCUAUGAACCCAUAAAUCAACAUAUUGCCCCACAGCCCCAUUUUUGCCCCAUAUCCUGCCUCAUAGCCCCAUGACUCCACAGUCCAACACAUAGCUCUGCUAUCACCCCUUAGCUCAUCCUAUAGCCCCAGUUUGAUACCAUGUCCCUUUCCAUAACACCAGUAUGACCCCAUAGCCUGCCCUACAGCUCUGUGCCCUUUGUCCCACAGCCUUCCUCUCGCCAUGCUCGUCCUCAUCAUCUACGCGCUGACCUUCGCCGUGGGUCUUCCUGCCAACGUCUUCACCUUCCUCACCCUCCUCAUCAGAAUCCGGUGUCACCGUCCUCAUCCCCACCUCACCGCUGCCGACCUCCUCCUCCUCCACCUCACCACCGCCGACCUUCUCCUCCUCCUCUUCCUCCCCUUCAAGAUGGCCGAGGCAGCUGCCAAGAUGCUGUGGCCCUUCCCCACAGUACUCUGCCCCAUAGCAAACUUCUGCUUCUACUCCAGCAUCUACCUCAGCACUCUCUUUAUGGCUGCCCUCAGUGUGGAGCGCUACUUUGGGGUCGUGUUCCCGCACUGCUACAACCGGCGCCGGAGGUUAUGGCGGACGAUGGCCGCCAGCGCUGUCCUUUCAGUGAUGGCAUUGUCCCAUUGUUCCAUCGUUUUUGUGGCAGAAUAUCACAGAGAGUUUGGUGUCAAUGGGUCUGAGGCUGAUGGGAAAGGCGGUUUGGGGGUGAAUGGGAUCAAGACUUGGGGAUCCGGGAUGGAGAACCCCGGUCAUGUUGACCCCACUGGGCUGAAGAUGGGCAUCUCCCAUUGCUUUGGAGUCACUGGGUUUGACCAUGGGGGAUUUGGGUUGACCAAACCUGAUGGCGCUGACACCGAUGUUCCCAACACCUCCACUGCUGACAUCACCAUCCCCAGUGGCUCGAAGAUCCCCGGUGCCGACAACUACAGGAUCUCCAGCCCCAAUGCUUUCCUCAACAUCUCCAGCCGCAAAUCCUCUGCCUGCACAACCCCAAACACACCCCACAUCCCCACCACCACCCCGUGGACUUUCCAGAAUGCCUCUGAGACUCAGUGCCACCGGGGCUACCACUGCUACGAUGACUUCUCCCAAGCUCAGCUGCGCUUUGUCCUUCCGCUGCGCCUUGAGCUCUUCCUCGUCCUCUUCCUCAUCCCCUUUGCCAUCACCAUGUUCUGCUACAUCCGCCUCAUCCGUGCCCUCCUCACUCGACCCCACAUCCCACCGCAGAAGAAGUACCGCACUGUGGGGCUGGCUGUGGUCACCAUGGUCAACUUUGGGGUCUGCUUUGGACCCUACAACAUCUCGCAUGUGGUGGGCUUUGUGCAGCAGCGCAGCCCUGAGUGGAGGCCCUACGCUCUGCUCCUCACCACCCUCAGCGCUGCGCUCGACCCCUUCAUCUUCUAUUUCUCCUCCAGUGCAGUGCGGAGGGCGGUCAGUGGGAUGGUGGGAGCAAUUCGGGGCACAGUGUGUGGGUUUUGGGGUUGGUGUUGGCAGAGACAAUGAGCCCCAACCUGGAGGAGGUUAUGGGGUAAAUGAGGUUGUUGUGAUUGGAGUGGGUUUAAUGGGGUAGGAGGUCAGAAAUGGGGAUGGGUCCAGAUUCCUUGUGGUCAGCGUGGUCCCGCAGACGUGUCCAAUGUUUGUGGGUCAACCAAUUCUUGGUCAGUGUAUCGUUGUCCCAUGGGGUUGGGGUCAGCAUGGAAACAUGGUAGAGAUCAGUGGGGUCAAUGAGAUCCCAUCAAUGUGACCAGUGUGGUCAAUGCAGAAUCGUGAGUGUGACUUAAUGUUGUCCCCGAUGUCCAGUGGGGUUGGGAUCAAUGUGGACCAAAGUAUCAGUGUGGACCCAGCGUUGCUUCAUCCCCACUGUCCCCAAUUCCUUCCGUGUCCCCCAUGUCUGCAGUGCUCUCAAUAUCCAGCAAUGUCUGCAGUUCCUCCAAUGUCCCCAGUGCCCUCACUGCCCUCAGUGCCCCCAGUGCCCCCAGUACUCCCAGUGUCCUGACAGCUGGCAAUAACUUCAGGGCCAUCAGCACUUCAUGAAGAUCCCUCAGCACACGGCCCCUCUCUCCAGGGAAGGAGGCUGUUCCCAGAUCAGAGGACAUCUGCAGCCUCAAAGCAGAGUCUCAGCAGCCCACCGCCAUCAGGAUGUGCCCUGUACCCUGUAGGGCUGAUCAUAGGUGCAAUAACAAGGCAAAAGUACUAAUUAAAACCUAUUCAGCAGCCAUGUAUUUGUCUGAGAGUUCCUGGUCUCGUGGCAGUGACAGCCUGGCACAGCAGUUGGCGCAGCAGUUGGUGUGGGCCGGGCGAGCAGGAGGGCAGAGCAUCGCUCCCCACUGCGGAGAUCUGCUCACCCAUCAGCUGCCUCCCAAACAACACAUCUGGAUGCGGUCUCUACGAGGCUGAAAGCUCUUCCCAAAAUCAAUGCAGGUCCCAGUGUGAGUGUCCACCCCAAAACCUGGCCAUGCAGGUCUGCAGCAGCUGGAAGUGCCUGAGCCUGCACCCAGGUCAUUGCCUAGGGCAAGGUGGUUAGCUCCACGCCUCCAGACCCCCUUCAGAUAAAUUGAGAGAAGGGUGGCUGUCGUAGGGGACUCCUUCUGAGGGGAACAGAGGCUCUGACACAUCAGCCAGACUCUACCCGUAGGGAAGUGUGCUGCCCUCCUGGGGCCCUGCUCAGGGACAUCACCAGGACACUCCCUGCUCCGGUUCACCCCUCUGGCUGUUCUCCCUUACUGAUGGGUCAGGCCGGCAGUGAUGCAGUCACUGAGAGAAGCCUGAGGGCCAUGCAAAGGGUGUUCAGGGCACUGGGGUGGUCAGUGGGCAGAGUGGGAGUACAGGUGGAGUUCUCCUCUGUCCCCUCAGUGGCAGCGAGGGAUACUGAGAGGGUUGGGAGAACUAAUCUGAUAAAUGCGUGGUUGAGAGGUCGGUGCCACGGCAGGAAUUCUGUUUUUUCUGACCACGGGGCGGUGUACUCUGUGCUGGGCUGAUGGCUGCAGGUGGAUCCCAGCUGUGUGAAAGGGGGAAGUGGAUCUCAGACCAGGAGCUGGCAGGGCGCACUGAGAGGGCUUUAAACUGGCAGCCUUUUGGGGACAGCGUGAGACAUGGAGGGGUGACAGUCUGUGGGGCGCUCCAACUGGGGAUGUGUGCAGUGCUCUGUGCGUGUCACCACUGGGUGCCCUCAGUACCACCACCCACUUGGGGACCACAAAUACCACAUGACGAGACGACAUCACAGCAUGCUGUCCACAAGAGGAACAG